CACACUGGACACAUACAUCUCUUGCUUAGGCCACCUUUAAGACACCUGGAAUCAUUUUUUUGUUCCAGCUGGAGACUACGGUCACUGCUUCCCCUGGGUUUGUAUUAUGGAAGAGAAUUCUCCAAACUCUGCUGGGAAUUCCCAAGGGCUGCCAUCACAGAGAAUUACCAACUCCUGUCCUCUGAAUGUUCCUGCUGUGAGCAGAGGCUCUUCCCUGACUGGAAGUCUUCUUAACAUCACCCAGCACUCUAUUCCAGUCAGCAGCAAUGCUUGGCUGCUGCAGCCUGUUUCUAGCGUGUCCUUCAACUCAUUCCCAGACAGGGACUAUUUCUUCCAGCAUUCCAGCACUUCCAGGCUCUCUACAGUAGCUGGGCCAAGCCAAGCUUCCAUUUCAACAAUCUCUGGCCCAAACAUCUAUGAGUGGAGCAAUGCCAGGAAUGCUGAAGAGAUGACAUCAUCUCUACAGGACUGCAAUUUGACCACCACAAGCCCGGAAAUACUUGUUACUCCACUUCCCAUGGCAGUACAAUAUGGUAGAGCCAGCAGUGCUCCUACCAUGGUGGCUCUUUACCCACAGUGGUCUGCAAGCCUUGUCCCAAGGACAUCUUUUUCAGUGACCAGUCAGAGACACAGUGUAACAUUUCCCAGACUUCCAAUUCCUCACCACAAUGCAGCCCAGGCCUAUUAUUAUAAUCCAAUCCCACUAGGCCCCCAACUGCCUGGACAGUUUAGCCCUUACCUGCAGCCCUAUGGCCCUACCCCGUACAGAGCUAGCAGGGCUACUCCCAGGCCAGGAACCCCUCAGCCAGAAAUGGUGAUGGUGUUAAAGGAGAUCUGGCCUCAGGGUACUCUGCCCUUAGCUUCUACACCUGGACUGUACUACCCAGCUUCUACUAAGCAAGGCACAGCAACAUUCUUCCAAGAUAUCCAGGAGCCACCAUUGCUCCCCCUGAAAAUACCUGACAUUAAGGAGCUUCUUUCUUCCAUCGACCUCAUUCCCUUGGAAACUGACCUCUCUCAGCUGUGCCACAUCUCUCUCCUAGAAGAAUCUGUCCACAGGGACCACCUUCCAGAGCAAAGCAGCAUUACCCUUGGGACCCUAGCAACAACAGCAAAGAAGGAGUCUGAGCCCCUGUCUAGUCUUGGCAACAUCUCCAGUUUGGUUGAAGACAGGCAGUUGCUGCCUGACCACCUAUCUGUGAAAGAGGCUCUCCAUCCGAAGGUACACAAGGUUCCCAAAUCCAACUCCAAAGCCCCCAGAACAGAUCAGACUUCUGGGCAGGCCACCCCAGGAAUGGAUUCCUCUGGCCAGCCUAGGAACAACAAACUCAAAACCACAGAGAAAUGCCGUAGAACUCCUUGGCCAAAAGUUAACAUCACAGGCUCUCAAGUGGAUGAAAGAGAUCUUUUAGCACCUGUAGCCAGCAUCUCAGAUCCUGGGUGUUUCCCCCAUAACAAAAAAGCCCAGACCAUGCUAAGCCAGGGAAGGAGCAAAGUUCAAAUCCCCAGGCUGAAAGAGCCAAAGGGCCCAAGAGGUAGGAGCUCUGUGAAAGUUGGUAUCAAAUGUCAGUCGAAAAUUAAUAGUAAAUCUAAGAAGAAACCCACACUUCUUAAGAGGAAGCGAAAGAAGGACCACCCUGACUGCAACCAUGAGCCCUUAAAAAAGCCCCGAAGCCACCUGGGCAUGCAAAUGCUGCAGUCAGUGCAGGUGUUCCAUAUGCUGGGGAAGAAAAGUCCUCAGGUCAGAGGCAUUUCAGGGACCAGAGAGAGACUGGGCAGCUCAUCUGAAGGGCAUGAUACGGGAGAAACCCAGCCAGGCCUCCUGGAAGCCUCAACCAUCAACAUGGCAGAACUGUCAGACGAAAGUACUGACACACAGAGCAAGUUUCCUUCGGGGGAAGAAAGGGUUAUGACUGUACCAUUCUCCAACCUAAAGUAUCUACCAUCUCAGCCAAACAAUUGCAAGCCCUGUUCUUCAGCAGUACAGCAGCUUUCUUCUCCCUACCCAGCCCACCCGGAUCCUGUCAUCACAACCAAGCAUGAUCAUGCCACUCCAAGUGCUCCUGAUCCUGCUAAUUUGGGCCAGCCUGUUCCUGCCAAGUUAACACAGCCAAACUUUCUUUUCCCAGCCCAGACAGAUCCACGUAAAACAUCCAAGCUGGGAGCUGCCAUCUCAGCCAUGCCUGGGCAUGCCAAAUCUGUUCUACCGAGUUCUUCCAACCUUUCUUUUCCUGGUCUAGCUGUCCCAUCUGGGACAGGCCCUUCUAAUCCUACUUGGCUUGGCUCUACUUGUCCAGAGAAGCAUGAUGCUGCCAACCCCAUACUUCCCAAUCCAGGUCAUCCUGAUCCUUCUAAGAUUGCCCAGUCAGGUCCUGCUAAUUUGGACCAGCCUGGUUCUACCAAUCUAAUUCAGCCUAGGCCUGGCAACCUAGGCAAACCUGUCCCAGCCUACAACAUCUACAGUAGCUGUCACAUCAAGUCAGCAUUCCAGCCUAGACCUAGUUAGCCAAUCCAUCCCAGCUAGCUCUUACAGUCCCAACAAUCACCUGCUCUUUCUGAGGCUGAUGAUCUUCCUUGGACUAUGUCAUCUUCACAAGUUGUUAUCCAUUCCUGGCUCUAGCAACCAACCCAUCUCCUGGAAGCAGUUUCUUGUCACCAAGCUAGGGAUGUCAAGACCUAUCACUGUGAAGCAUGGGCCAAACAGGAGUGAGAGAAUGCUGUAAAGUACAUCUCAACUCUUCAUUAAGAAACCAAAGGACUUGGAAGAUUUGCAGCAAUAUGGUUAAUAAAGCUGAGCAGGGAUGUGGGACUUGAGCUGCUUUCUUGAGCUCUUGAGUGCUUAUACAUAUAUUCCUUUGAAUGUGAAUCUUUUCAUGAAGAACUAAUAAAUUGU
Molecule: messenger RNA, 2893 nt
Organism: Tachyglossus aculeatus (Australian echidna)
Lineage: Eukaryota; Metazoa; Chordata; Mammalia; Monotremata; Tachyglossidae
Exons: 3
Coding region: 107-2506 (799 amino acids)
Source: RefSeq, a predicted model, not a curated record